Messenger RNA from Linderina pennispora, 1209 nucleotides. RefSeq lists its product as uncharacterized. The record is from RefSeq and is a predicted model, not a curated record. Gene Ontology annotation, biological process: cilium assembly. Lineage: Eukaryota; Fungi; Kickxellomycota; Kickxellomycetes; Kickxellales; Kickxellaceae. The transcript is spliced from 4 exons. The coding region runs from base 1 to 1209 and encodes 402 amino acids.
AUGUCUCCACCGACCACCUCGAGCCCCAGUGCCUCGGCCCACGACUCGAACCUCAUUGAUCUGCUGUUCACGAGCGCCCUUGACGGCGAGUACGUGCGCGACCAGAUCGCCGGCACGUACAAGGCCUAUGACCCUGCCCAAGACAAGGACGCGGCACCUGCACCUGCGGACAACAAGGCUGGUCUUGAUGCCACCCUGGUGGUGGAGCUGAAGCGUCGCGAACUCGAGGCUAUCAAGACCGGCCGAGGGUGGCGACAUCGCCGGCGCCAUCACCGCGCUGAUCUGAACAGCGCAAUCAAGCACGGCACCGGCGAGAUCCUGGGCCAAGCAUUCACGCAGAAGGCUGUGAUUCUCAGAGCGCGCGGCGACCAGGAUGGCGCCUUUUACAACUUCUCGCAAGGCGCCAAGCACGGCAAUGAGGUUGCCAGGAUGGCUGCUGCCAAGGAGAACCCGUACGCAAAGCUCUGUGGAAAGAUUCCGCAAGGCAUGUCGCCGCUAUCGCCCUGGACUGCCUGCACGCUGGUCCUUGCAGCACCCACACAGGCAAGACCAAACCUGAUUGUGUUUGGUGACUCGCUCUCUGACAACGGAAACACUGGCCGCUUGCUGAACAGCAACGAGUAUUGGAAUGGCCGCUUUACAAACUCGUACGUGUGGAACGAGUAUGCUGCUGAUAUUCUUGGCAUGAACCUCGCCAACCAUGCAUAUGGCUCUGCCUCUUCAAACAACGCCUUCUCGCCAUCUACGGAGAACGGCACAGUGAUCCCUAGCUUGGCUGACCAGGUGUCAUCCUACCUUGGAUUCCAGCUCGUCAUGAAGCCUGCUGUAUACUGGGUGAAUCUGCAGCUGAAGAGGGCACUCAGAUCUUCAGGCUACAGCGGCGUCCGCAUUCUUGACCUCCACCGGCUGGUCAGCAAUGCGCUAGACCAAAAGUUCGUCGCUGCAAUCAAUGUCACAAACACCAACACUGAGUGCUAUAAGCGAAAUGGUACAAGCAUGGGCCCACUCAGUGUUUGUGGCGACCCAGACAGCCACUUUUUCUACGACAACAAGCACCCGGCAUCCCGUAUUCACUACACAUGGGGAGUCAUGGCUGCUGCCUUGAUGCGUAGCCCGAGCCAGGACAUGGACAUUGACUCGAUGCUGGAGCUAACCAAAAAGUUCAACAUUGGCCAGAGCAGCAGCGCAAACAACAUACUGGCUGAUUAG